GUCGUGUUUGGGGUGAGGAGGAAGAGAAGGACUUUGGAGUGGGGAAAAAGGAAAAGGAAGGGCUGGAAAUCCUUUCCAGGAUGGAGAAGUUCUGGCUUGGGGUGAGGAAAUAUCUGGAGAGGGUUGGGAUUGGCACUGGAGGAGAGGGAAGGGAGUGUGGGAGGAAACAUGGGAGUCACCCCUGAGCACUUUGUGUCCUGUAGCAUCUUGUGGAGAAUCCCAGAGUUUCUCCCGGCUUUGAGAGCGUUGCCCUUGGAGAGGAGGCUCAGCCCGACGAGCUGAUGAACGAGGACAUCCGUAUCCACAGCUGGCCUUGCUCCUACUACCUGGACACCGGGAAGCAAUGGAUCUCUGGGAAACUCUCCCUGACUCCCGUCGGCAUCAAAUUCACAGCUGACAAAACCGGGGAGCUCUUGGUCGACUUCCACCUUUCCGGGAUCAGCGAGAUCAAGAAGGAAUCUUCCAACCUCAUCUUCAGCUCCCUCACCAUCCUGGAGAAGAACACCAAGCACUGGUUCAGCUCCCUGCAGCCCAACAGGAAUGUGGUGUUCAACGUCCUGGAGCACUUCUGGAGGGAGCAGCUGCUGGAGAGCCGAGGGGCGGGAGCGGAAGGAGCGGCCGCGCGGCCCGGGAAGGGCAAGGAACUGACGGGAAUGUUGGCGGGAUCCCAGAAACGCCUGGAGGACACGGCCAAGGUGCUGCACUACCAGGGGGAGCAGUUUGACAACAUCAUGAAAGGGCUCAACAAGAUCGAGGGGGACAUGGAUGUGGCCGACAGGUUGUUGACUGAGCUGGAAUCUCCUUCCUGGUGGCCCUUCAGCAGCAAACUCUGGAAAACACCUCUGGAAUCCAAGCCCAAGGAAGCGGCCGCAGCUUCCGAGCCCAAGAACCAGGAAGGAAUCAUCCUGAGAAUUCCAGUCAUUAUCACCCACAGAACAGACUCCAGUGCCAAGCCAGGAAAACUCACCCUCUUUGCUUCUGGCCUGGAGAUCAGUGACUGCAAUUCCCAGGUGAUCCACAGGUUUGAAUCCCGGGAUGUGGAUGAUAUCCGGGUGCACACUCCCUACGAGAUCAGCGUCCGCCAGAGGUUUAUUGGGAAGCCUGACACGUCCUACAGGCUCCUGUCAGCCAAGAUGCCAGAGCUCAUUCCCGUCCUGGAGAUGCAGUUCAGCAAGAAGAUGCAGUUCCUGGAGGAUGCCUUGGGAUUUGUGGGAGCCAGGAAGUCUCCUCAGGUGGAUUUGGGGACGUCCAUCUGGCAGGCGGCCACAGGACUCCUGGGAGGGGUGGUGCAGCCUGGAUCUCCAGCAGGAAGCAGGGAAGGGAUGGACAAUGAGCAGGUUCAGCUGCAGCAGCACGAGAAGGUCUCCCAGGAAGAGGCAAAAGAGCUGAGACAGAUCCUGAAGAAGCUGAAGGGCCUCGCCCUGGAGACGGAAGCAGAGCUGGAAAGGCAGGAUGAGGCCCUGGAUUCCAUCAGCAGCUCCGUGGACAGGGCCACGCUGACCAUCGACAAGCAGAACCGCAGGAUGAAGAGGCUCACGUAGCCCUGGGAAUGGGAAUGGGAAU
This is a messenger RNA of Lepidothrix coronata (blue-crowned manakin), 1563 nucleotides long. RefSeq names its product synaptosome associated protein 47 (gene SNAP47). Lineage: Eukaryota; Metazoa; Chordata; Aves; Passeriformes; Pipridae. The transcript has 5 exons. Gene Ontology annotation, cellular component: plasma membrane; SNARE complex. Gene Ontology annotation, molecular function: syntaxin binding; SNAP receptor activity. Bases 282 to 1541 code for a protein of 419 amino acids. The record is from RefSeq and is a predicted model, not a curated record. Gene Ontology annotation, biological process: synaptic vesicle fusion to presynaptic active zone membrane; exocytosis; synaptic vesicle priming.